This is a messenger RNA of Pediculus humanus corporis (human body louse), 1104 nucleotides long. RefSeq names its product Casein kinase I isoform delta, putative. The coding region runs from base 1 to 1104 and encodes 367 amino acids. Gene Ontology annotation, biological process: endocytosis; signal transduction; peptidyl-serine phosphorylation. NCBI's taxonomy places the organism in Eukaryota, Metazoa, Arthropoda, Insecta, Psocodea, Pediculidae. Gene Ontology annotation, molecular function: ATP binding; protein serine/threonine kinase activity. The transcript has 8 exons. The record is from RefSeq and is a predicted model, not a curated record. Gene Ontology annotation, cellular component: cytoplasm; nucleus.
AUGGAGCUCCGAGUCGGGAGCAAAUACAGAUUAGGUCGGAAAAUAGGAAGUGGGUCUUUUGGUGACAUUUAUUUAGGUAUGGAGGAGUUGGAAUACCUUGCAUUAAGGUAUUUGAAACCGUUUUUCUGGUGCGGGUCCGAAGGAGACUACAACGUUAUGGUUAUGGAAUUGUUGGGUCCCUCCUUAGAAGAUCUCUUCAAUUUUUGUUCGAGAAGGUUCACGCUGAAAACAGUUCUUUUACUAGCCGACCAAUUAAUAUCUAGGAUAGAUUAUAUUCACGGUCGAAAUUUUAUACACAGAGAUAUUAAGCCUGAUAAUUUUUUAAUGGGUCUUGGUAAAAAAGGUAACCUAGUCUAUAUAAUUGAUUUUGGACUGGCGAAAAAAUUUAAAGAUGGAAGAACGCAACAGCACAUACCGUACAGGGAAAAUAAAAAUUUAACCGGAACCGCUCGCUAUGCUUCAAUAAAUACUCACUUAGGAGUAGAACAAAGCAGGCGAGACGAUUUAGAAUCAUUAGGAUAUGUAUUAAUGUAUUUUAACAAAGGGGCGUUGCCUUGGCAGGGUUUAAAGGCUGCUACGAAGAGACAAAAAUACGAAAGGAUUAGCGAAAAGAAAAUGUCGACGUCAAUCGAUGAUUUAUGUAAAGGUUUUCCUGCCGAGUUUCCGACGUACCUGAAUUAUUGUAGAUCUCUUCGAUUUGAAGAGAAACCGGAUUACGCGUAUAUACGACGAUUAUUUCGAAAUUUAUUUCAUCGGCAGGGUUUUACGUACGAUUACGUUUUCGACUGGAAUCUGCUCAAGUUUGGUGCGAGCCGUCAAAUUGUUGGUCCAGAAGAGCAAAGAGAGCGUAGAUAUCCAAGAGGAAGUCCAGGAAAUCAGGGCCAAGGUCCCACAAGAACUCGUCCAUUUGAACAACCGGGUCCCGUUACGCCCGUAACAACUGCCAGUCCAACAACAGUUUCACCGAGAACACGAGGUGUUUUGGCUCAAGGUGAAUCAGUUCAAGAUCGACGGGUAAGCAUGCGACUUCAUCGUAGUUCCGCCGCAGCACCUUCCCCGUCUGCUUCCGCUGAUUUGCCCUCGCUCAGUAAACCUCCAACGUAG